Messenger RNA from Phytophthora sojae, 662 nucleotides. RefSeq lists its product as hypothetical. The transcript has 3 exons. Gene Ontology annotation, biological process: tail-anchored membrane protein insertion into ER membrane. Bases 1 to 501 code for a protein of 166 amino acids. NCBI's taxonomy places the organism in Eukaryota, Oomycota, Peronosporomycetes, Peronosporales, Peronosporaceae. The record is from RefSeq and is a predicted model, not a curated record.
AUGGAGCUGCCGACGAUCUCGGCGCUCAAGGUGUACGACGUGCUGCUGAUCGCGCUGGUCGUGUUCGCCGUGGACCUGGCCAUGAAGCUGUGGAACGGUCGAGGCGCGCAGCUGUCGCCGGCGGAGCAGAAGCUGCUGGGCGAGUACAACGCGCAGGUGCGGCUCGUGAACCGCCUCAACUCGGUCGAGACGUUCGUGGAGCAGGCAAAGGCCACGCGCAAGAUGAACGCGCUCAAGAAGGAGAUGCAGGAGCUCGCGGUGGAGCGGCUGGCUGCAAGCGCGCCAUCGGAGCUUCAGAAGCAGUUCGACCGCAUCCGAACGCCGGUGUUGAUGGGGCUCGCUAUGCUCUACUAUUGGAAUGAGCCUCUGGUGGAGCUACCGCAGGGCUACAUGCUGCCGGUGGAGCGCCUAAUGGCGAUUCCUGGCUUCCCGCUUGGCGCUAUCUCUGCUAUGGGCUGGGCUGGAAUUUGCCGUCGUGUGAGUGACAAAGUCCUCGGCUAGAAGAUCUGACCUGGUUGACCUCGAGUUGACUCUGAACCUGCAGAGCGCCCGAGAGCAGACUCCGUAACUAGACGAGAGGCACGUAGUUAAAUAGCGUAGUUCCUGCAACCUGUCCUGUAACGGCAACGAAAUCAACUGCAAACCGCAGCGCGACGAACAAU